Molecule: messenger RNA, 1624 nt
Organism: Perkinsus marinus ATCC 50983
Lineage: Eukaryota; Perkinsozoa; Perkinsida; Perkinsidae
Product: phosphatase, putative
Exons: 2
Coding region: 33-1430 (465 amino acids)
Biological process (GO): protein dephosphorylation
Molecular function (GO): protein serine/threonine phosphatase activity
Source: RefSeq, a predicted model, not a curated record
AAGGUUUGUGGUGUUUUCCUACAUUUUACGCAAUGGGUGGGUUACUGUCUCACCCCGUUACCGCCGUCCAUCUACAACGACGUGCCAACGACAAGUUCCAAUGCGGUGUCGCAACUCUACAGGGUUGGAGGAUCUCUCAUGAAGAUGCGCACUGCAUAGACUUGGACUGGGGUUCAACUCAUGAAGAAGGCUUCUUUGCUGUACUCGAUGGUCAUACUGGUGAUGACGCUGCCGAGUUCGGAUCAAAGGAGUUACCUAAGCAGCUAGACGAGUCGGCUGGAGAUCCCGAGGACCGCACUGUACAAGGCGUACAGGCCGGUUUCUUAGCCACUGAUCAGGCGCUGAGAGAGACUCAUUCUGAGGCCGGCGCUGUUGUUGUGGCUUCCAUUGUGACGCCUCUUGGCAACGGAAAAUACAAGGUUCGCCUCAUGAACGCUGGUGAUUCCCGCGCAUUGGUAUUCUCGGGUAAGAACGUUGACAUGACUAAGUUGGAGAAUGCCCAAGAGGACGUAACGAAGCAGCUAUGCAAUGAUGAUAGCACUGAGGCUAGCGGUGAUAAGGGUAUAUUCGGUGGAGGGGACAUGCUGGGCUCAAAGAAGAAUCUAGCGUCUCUCACUGACGCUGACGUCGGAAUUUUGUUGGCCACUAAGGACCAUAAGCCUGAUGAUCCCGAGGAAAAGGCUCGGAUUGAAGAAGCUGGUGGUUUUGUGAGCACAGACGAACCACCUCGGCUUUGUGGUGUGUUGGCCCUAUCCAGAGGCCUUGGCGACUUCGCGUAUAAAGACGACGCGGAUCUUCCAGCUGAUAAGCAAAAGUGCAUUGCUGUGCCUGAUGUUAGUGAAGUUAUCGUUGAAGCUGGCGACUGGGUAGUAUUGGCUUGUGAUGGUGUGUUUGACGUUAUGUCCAACGAGGAUGUCGCGCGAGAAGUUAUGGUACGAGCUCAUGCUGGGGAGGAUCUGGCUGAGGUUGCCGCUGAAAUAUUACAACGUUGUCUCAACCUACUGGAUUCCAAGGACAAUAUGACUUGUAUGAUUAUUAGAGUCGGCACGACUGAGCGUGGUCUGGAGACUGAAGUCCCAGAAGAACAACAAGAGGAACUCCAGCUUGGUGGCUAUUCAGACCUCCAUACAUUGGCUCCGGGAAUGGCAGAGAAGUAUCAGACUUUCUUCAGGAAGGCUGGAUUCAGUAAAAAUCCCGCAGCCUGCAAUACGUGUUCAAAAGUGUAUCGGCAUAUGGCGCAAUGUCCGUGUAAAAACGCCGUAUAUUGCGGAGUGACCUGUCAGAAGAAAGGCUGGAAGGAUCAUAAGAAGGUUUGUAAGGCAGUGAAGGGCAACGUGAAUAGUGUAACUCCCACAGCUGUGAAUGAUUCGGCUGUUCAGAGUGGCGGUCGUAAAGGUCAUAAUCAUAGUGGCCAUAUCAAGAGACGUUGAGUCCAGCAUGACUGCUGUCGUUUGGUGGUGAAGGGUCGCGGUAAUUACUUUUAUGUAGUCUCCUGUACAUAUUACUUUCUACCGUGUGCUCGGUGAGUUCACUCAUCAUCUUGGCGAGUUUUGUUGGUUAAGUUGCUUUGGUGAUGAUAAUAGUUGUUGUAGUGAACUACCGCUUGCACAAUACACUGUAGAUG